AUGCCUCAAUACCAUUCAAAUUUGCAUGGCAUGAACAAUGUAUGCAUACCUCAAAGGCCUGUGUUUAAGAACAAAGUUGAUGUUCCAACCUCUCAACCAAAACCAAAGAUUGAACCAGUUCAAUCCAAAGGAAAAGUUGAGAAUGAGGGAAAAGCUGUUAAGACUAACAAAUCUGGACCCAAAGCAAUUUGGGAAAGUAUAGAUCCUAUGGCUGACCAAUUUCAGGGAAAAUCAGACUUUAGAGCUCCUCUCCUCACCGGUUCGGACAAUUACAAUUGGUGGAAAGGACAAAUGGAAGCUCAUCUGUCCAGAGACCCUCUCAUGCAAAGAGUUGUUGAAAGAGGUCCCUAUCAAUUCCUUGAUAAAGAUGGCAAAGUCAAAGAUAUUGAUGAACUCACUACCGACGAGCUAACAAAGAUGGGUGCAAAUGGAAAAGCAAGGAGUACUCUCAUCAAUGGUCUUAAUCAAUCUGAAUAUGACAAGGUGUCAUCUCUCAAAUCUGCCAAGGAGAUAUGGGAUGCGUUGGAAGCCUAUCAUGAAGGUUCAAAGGGUCUAAGGAAAGUAAAGUUGGGACAAUUAAUGAAGGAACUUGGUGCUUUCGGUUUGCAAAAGGGAGAAACAAUCAAAGAAGCUCAAGCUAGGUUUCAACUCAUUGUCAAUAACCUAGGGAGACUUGGAAAGAUAAUUCCUCAAUCAGAACUCAACAUGAACAUUCUCGCUUCUGUUCCAUUCGACUUUCAAGCCAAAGUAACUGCCUUGGAAGCUGCUCACAAUAUUGAUACAAUGGAUCAUCUAGCUCUUUUUGCUGAAUUGGAACAAUUUGAGAAAAAGAUGCAUGCCAAGAAGCAUGAUGGUCCGGUUGAGAAAAUGAAGAAUUUAGCUCUUACUGCUGAAAAGAGCAAGCCAGAAUCAGAUGAGGAAUCAGACGAAGAUCUUGUACUCCUUUCCAAGAAGAUUCAACGGAUGAUCAACAAACAUAAUCAGCUGAAAAGGGAGAAAGGCAAGGACAAGGCUAAUCACUCAAGUAGCAGAAAGCCCUCCAAGGAAUCAAAGGAUCAGAAUUGCUUCGAAUGUGGAAAGCCUGGUCACUUCAAGAAGGACUGCUACAAGCUGAAGUCAAAACAGCCUGCUGUUUCCAAAGACAAGAAGAAGAAAUCUAAAGCACUUCUGACUUGGAGUGAUGAUGAAGAAGAAUCUGCCUCCAGUGAUGACUCUGGUGAGGAAAUGAUCAAUAUUGCACUUGUUGGCAUGGAGGAUGACAAUGUUCAAGGAUUCACCGAAGAUGGGUUUGUCGAAACUGAUUCCGAGGAUGACAACAGUGAGGUUAGUUCAUUCAAAUUUGAUCUCUCCAAUGAUAAUUCUGUACUAGAAGAACUAACCAUGCAGGAACAAGAUCGUAUUCCAAGUAAGGAAUAUAAUUCUCUUAAGGCAGAAAAUAGCAAGCUGAUUGAAAAGAAUAACUAUCUCAAGAACAUGGUUCAAGAGCUUAUGCAGAAGAUAGAUACACUUUUUGACUCCAAAGAGCCUACUCAGGCCAUAAUCAAGGAACUUCAAGGAAAACUAGAUCAAUCUGAAGGUUUUCACAAAGUCUUGAUGAGAAGAAAUGAGGCUCAAAAAGAAGAAAUCUCCCAGCUGAAACAAGAGAUAGAAGCCAGAGAUGCAUGCCUAGAGACGUUCAAAAUUAAGGAAUCCACAAAGCUGCAUUCAUCUCAGCCUGCUGCCAGUACAUCUCAGCCUACUACAAGUACAUCACAGCCCACUGUCACGACAAGACAGCAAGCUGAAAAGAUCCAAACUCUUGAAACAGAAGUCUCAAAGCUCAGAAAAGGAAUGGGAACUUUUGUUCAAGGAGAAGAAGGUCUAAAAUUCAUGAUGAAGAGCAUCAAGGUUCCAUUGGAUAAAGAAGGAGUUGGUCUCAACUUCAACAAGAAGGGAAAUGCUCUUAAGUAUGAAGGAAGGCGUGGCAAACCAUACAAAUAUGCUAUGCCCUGGAAGGAAUGUGCAAAAUGUGGAGGAAAAGGACAUCUAGCUCAGAAUUACAGAGUCAGACCUCAAAGACAAUACUUCCAGAAAAGAUCAGAAGGGAAAAUAGCCUACUGGAACAAGAAAACAGCUUACCAGAAUGGUCCAAACAGAAGCUAUAGAACUCAGCAGCAUACAUAUCCUACUGUGAUGUGUCUUGCUGCUAAGAUCAAGUCUACACAAUGGAUCAUUGAUAGUGGCUGUACAAGGCAUAUAUGUGGAGACAAAACUCAGUUUAAGAGUCUAAAGAUGAAAAGAGGAGGAUGUGUAACUAUUGGUGAUAGUAAGACCCUCCCUAUUCUAGGUAAAGGUAAAGUUGGUAAUGACACUACCUCUAUCUCUAAUGUUAGAUUUGUUAAAGGCUUGAAAUACAAUUUGCUUAGUGUAAGUCAAUUGCAUGAUGAUGGUCAUAAAGUUGAAUUCUCUAAGGAUAAAUGUGUUAUUACUGUUGGUACUAACCAGAUUCCUCUAGUUGCUAGAAGGGAAGGAAAUAUAUAUAUCUUAGACUUUGAGUUGCAGAAAACAGCCUGCUGUUUAGCUGCUGUGGAUGGUGAUCCAACCAUUUGGCAUAGAAGAUUGGGUCAUGCUCACAUGGACUUGCUUAAGAAGUUGUCAAGUUAG
Molecule: messenger RNA, 2643 nt
Organism: Daucus carota subsp. sativus
Lineage: Eukaryota; Viridiplantae; Streptophyta; Magnoliopsida; Apiales; Apiaceae
Exons: 3
Coding region: 1-2643 (880 amino acids)
Molecular function (GO): zinc ion binding; nucleic acid binding
Source: RefSeq, a predicted model, not a curated record